GACAUGAGUUUGUGAGUGUGUUAGCUGACGUGAGGACGUGAUUUUUCGUUCCAUAAAUCGACAGAACAGCAGUAAACCUCCAAACCCCCAUUUAUGACUAAUCUAAAAAUUACUUAAUAAUUAUUCCACCAACAUGGCAAACAUCGCCCAUCUUGUACGAAGACAAAGCUCACGUGAUUUGAAUCCUCAACGAUCAUUGGAUCGCUUGGAGCUACGAGAGAUGCGUGGACGAUUAGUUGUUGAAAAUGGUAACAAAGGAGGAUCGUAUGGUGCUACGAACGCUGCUUUCGUCGAAGACUUCAGUCCUAUUAAUAAGAUCAAAUCUACGUGUAGCAGUAAAAGAAAUUCAACAGACGGAAAAGCAAUUUUCAAACCGGAAUGUGCAGAAGAUGAACGAGAAUCUUGGGAUAGUAAACUCACAUUUUUAUUAGCCACUAUUGGCUACGCUGUCGGUUUGGGUAACGUUUGGAGAUUUCCAUAUUUAGCACAAAAAAAUGGUGGCGGUGCUUUUUUGAUACCAUAUUUCGUCAUGUUGGCUAUUGAAGGUAUACCGAUUUUCUAUUUGGAAUUAGCUAUUGGUCAAAGGCUCAGGAAAGGUGCCAUCGGUGUUUGGAAUCAAGUUUCCCCUUUUCUGGCAGGUAUUGGUAUCAGCAGCGCUGUGGUUUCUUUCAACGUUGCUCUCUACUACAACACUAUUAUUGCUUGGUGUCUUUUUUACUUCGUACAAAGUUUUCAAUCGGAAUUGCCGUGGUCGAAUUGUCCAAAUGCUUAUUUUCCAAACGGAUCUUAUACCGUAGAACCCGAAUGUGAAGUGAGCAGUCCAACUCAGUAUUUUUGGUAUAGAACAACUUUGAUGAUAUCAGAAGACGUGAAUACUCCACAGUCGUUCAAUUGGAAAAUAGCAAUCGCCUUAUUAGUAGCCUGGAUUUUGGUUUAUUUGUGCAUGAUAAAAGGAAUAGCUUCGUCUGGUAAAGUGGUUUACGUCACAGCUACUUUUCCCUACCUUGUUUUGAUUAUAUUUUUCUUCCGAGGGAUAACUCUGAAAGGUGCUGGAGAUGGUAUAAAACACUUGUUCACCCCGACUUGGCACACUAUACUAGAUCCAGUGGUAUGGCUAGAAGCCGGUACACAAAUUUUUUUCUCACUCGGACUUGCAUUUGGUGGCCUUAUAGCUUUUUCGUCGUACAAUCCUGUAAAUAAUAAUUGUUACAGAGAUGCAAUUAUGGUUUCUCUAACGAACUGUUUCACGUCGAUGUUUGCCGGAAUAGUCGUAUUUUCUAUUAUUGGAUUCAAAGCUACCAUGACAUUUGAAAGAUGUUUGGAUCACAGGAAUGUUACGUUAACACAACUCUUCGAAGGAUCGUAUGAUGGGAAUAAAUUACCUGAAGCAGGAUCUUUGAUAAAUGUUAGUUCGAAUGGGGAAGUUAUCAGGAAGAUUAUGCCGGAACUGCCUAUUUGUGAUCUUGAACAGGAAUUGGAUAAGUCUGCUUCGGGAACAGGUCUGGCAUUCAUAAUAUUCACCGAAGCAAUAAAUCAGUUUCCUGGUGCCCAAUUUUGGUCGGUUCUAUUUUUUUUAAUGCUCUUUACAUUGGGAAUCGAUUCCCAGUUUGGAACUUUAGAAGGUGUUGUCACAUCUGUAGUGGACAUGAAGUUGUUUCCCAAUUUACCGAAAGAAAUUCUCACCGGAACCUUGUGCACGAUAUGCUGCUUGAUAUCGAUGGCGUUUGCUCAUGGUGCUGGUAGCUACAUCUUUGUCCUUUUUGAUAGUUUCUGUGGUAACUAUCCGUUGCUCAUUAUUGCCUUUUUUGAGUGUAUAGGAGUAGCUUAUGUGUACGGAUUAAGAAGAUUUGCAGAUGAUAUUGAAAUGAUGACUGGUAACCGUCCCGGACUAUAUUGGUUGAUUUGUUGGAAAUAUUUGUCUCCGUUAGCUAUGCUAUCGAUAUUGGUAGCUAGUUUUAUAGAAAUUGCUGUUGAUGGUACUGGAUACGCCGCUUGGGUAGCUUCAAAAGGAGAAACCGAACGUCUACCGUGGCCUUUAUGGGCUAUAUUAUUAAUUACCGUAUUGGUUUUAGCUUCUGUUUUAUGGAUACCAGGAGUUGCAAUCGCGAGGCUGUUGGGAAUCGUUGUGAUAGAUGAUAACGAAAAGGCUUGGUUCCCUGCCAACGAUUUGAAAGACUUCCAUGGCAUAAUGCCACACGAAGUUACUGCCGCAGAAACUUUACUAUUUUGUAUACGAGCGGAUGGAUCAGAGGGACUUUGUUGUCCAACAAUACAUUCUUAUGAUGACGAAGAUGACGAAGAAACUUAGGACAAUAAAAAUAAAAUUAGACAAUAAUUUUUAAAUGUGGACACAGAGAUUGAUCAUGAACACGAUUUUUAUUAUUAUAAACUUUCUAGGAUAAUUUCUAGAUUGAAAAUAUUAUGAACGAUAAGGAGAGAUUGAAAUUCCAUUUAUUUUCGUAGGAAAAACUGAUUUGAGAAAUGUCUUUUAAUAUAAAAGCGGAUUUCUACUUACUUCCAACUGGAUUCGUUGUCAAAACCAAAAAUAAACAACUAGAACUCAUUUUCUGAGUUGUGCGUUUUGUUUUAAAAUGUUUUCAAUAGUUUUCACUAGAUGAACGUAAAGCUUAUUAAUCGAAAAAAAAAUAGUAAACUAAAACAAUGAUCAGUGUGCGAUCAGCACGUGAACAUCCCGGGAAAAAACGGCGCGGUAUUGUUAUUGGUCUAAAUUAGUUUAUAAUAAUAUAUAUAUAUAUAAUAUAUAAUAUAGUAUAUAAUAUACCACAAAUAAAAAGCCGAGUGGAUGGGGCGAAUGCCACAUCGCUGAAGAAACCGUUAGACAAGUUGACUUGCCGAAUUUUAAAAGAUCAACAUUUUAUAAUUAAUUAAAAAAAUAGUAUUCCAAUUUAAAAACGAGGAAGGAACUGUUUAUUGUUAGAAAAGAUCAAUGCGUGAUCAGCAGGUGAACAUACUGAGAAAAAUAUUUUUGAAAAAAUAAUUGUGUAUAAUUAUUUAUGAUUAAUAUUAUUAAUCUGCUGUAUGAAACCACAAAUUAUUUCUUAAUUGUGGAGUACGGUCCUUUACAUGCUUGGCUUUGGCCUUUUUAACCCUGAUCACGUACACUAUGCGUGAAUAUGUUUAGGUUUACUAUUUUUCUUCGAUAAACAGACUUCAUAUAUGAGUACUCAUAUAUGAACUCAGUAAAAUACAUAAAAUUAAAGUAAAAUCGAAUAUUUAAAUUACUACCUCAUUUUUAAUGUCGCUAACCGUUACCACAGAGAAAAAACUAUUUUCCAAAAAUCACAGCCCAAAGAAUGAAACCUCCUAAUCUUUCCUCUGGUCGAUUGGACAAUCGCCUGCGACAAGAAGUUUCCAAAAUGUUUCUUAUUUUCAAAAAUAUAAUGUCGAAAUCGUUUUUUUGUGGUUUUGUCGAUUUGGUGGAAAUCCGCCUUUAUUAGACUAUGUCAUUACAUCAAUUUUUAGCUACUUAAAUACAAAAUUUCAACCACUCUAAUGAAACUACACGAAAUAUUUUUUUCCUAUCUCGCCUGGAUACAGGGUGUUUCUAUAUUAGACCUACAACGCUCUACUACGGAUAGAUCUCAAUAAAUGAUUCAUUUUGAUAUAGUAAUACGAACCCUUACGGGAUCUAGUUGCUGAGAUAUAGGGUAUUCAAAAUUUUAAAUCGAAAAUAUGCCAUAAAUCAAGAACGCCUUUAAAAGUGGCGCGCUGUCAGGGUUAAUUUUUACUUUUUUCCCCCUAUUUUUUACGCCACUGGAGCAAAUUCUCUUUUCA
Molecule: messenger RNA, 3795 nt
Organism: Diorhabda carinulata
Lineage: Eukaryota; Metazoa; Arthropoda; Insecta; Coleoptera; Chrysomelidae
Product: sodium-dependent neutral amino acid transporter B(0)AT3
Exons: 9
Coding region: 134-2308 (724 amino acids)
Biological process (GO): sodium ion transmembrane transport
Cellular component (GO): plasma membrane
Source: RefSeq, a predicted model, not a curated record